AUGGUCGAGCUGGUCUUCAAGAUGGCUUCUCCUUCUUCCUUUGCGUAUCCAGUUGAGCUGCGUCCAUGUGCCAAGUCCCUCCAUGCUCCUCAUGUCCCAUAUGCUCCAGAAUGCUCCAAAAGACCUAUUUCAAAGGACCAAACAUGCAUAUUGCCCCCCAAAGAACUGGGAGGCACUAGGUCGUGGUCUGGAGAUGGUAGACGGCCAUCAGGAGCACUCCACUCGACUGGGUUCGGCUCACUCGAUCGAGCUUGCGGCUCCUCUUCCUCUCUUCUUCAUCGAAAGUGUGUGUGGCUUCCUUGGCCUUGGUGGAGCUGGCUUGCUCGAACUGUAGGGGUCCAGUCUGAGAGAAGUCCUGGUAGGCGUUGGAUCGUACUCGAAUCCGGUUCUCAAACAGGGGCUCCUCCAGGUCAACUCGACCCUCAGCUCGAUCGAGUUGAGUUUCCUCUGUUUGGACUCGAUCGAGUCCGGUGGUCGAGUUGGAGCGUCUGGCCUUGGAAGUCUUCCUCCUUCUCUGAGUUGUCUUCUCCUUCCCUUGGCUCGAAAGAAGAGGCUCUGUGA
Microthlaspi erraticum is the source of this 561-nucleotide messenger RNA. The record is from the annotation of a GenBank genome assembly. Lineage: Eukaryota; Viridiplantae; Streptophyta; Magnoliopsida; Brassicales; Brassicaceae.